AUGGGUGAUCGCGAUACAUGUUAUUCAUGUGGAGAGCACGGUCAUUUUGCUCGAGACUGUCCUCAAGGCGGCUCUAGUGGCCGUGCACGCGGCGGUCGACGAGGUGGUGGCUUUAGCGGUGGAUAUGGCGGUUAUGGAGGCUACGGUAGUGGUGGCGGUGGCUAUAGUGAUGGAUGCUACAAUUGUGGGGAGCCAGGUCACAUCGCACGGAAUUGUACUGGUAUGAGAAAUUCAAACAAUGGCAAUAGUGGUAGCGGCGGUCGUAGCUGCUACAAUUGUGGUGAAGAAGGUCAUAUCUCGCGGGAUUGCCCGCAGGGUGGCUCAAAAGAUAGAGUGCAAUGCUACAGAUGUCGUGGCUUUGGUCACCUUUCACGUGAUUGCACUCAAGGUGGUGAUGGCCCCAUGUGUUACAAGUGCAAAGGUUUUGGACAUAUCGCGAAUCAGUGCCCUGCAUAA
Messenger RNA from Rodentolepis nana, 456 nucleotides. NCBI's taxonomy places the organism in Eukaryota, Metazoa, Platyhelminthes, Cestoda, Cyclophyllidea, Hymenolepididae. The record is from the annotation of a GenBank genome assembly.